Molecule: messenger RNA, 2979 nt
Organism: Mesocricetus auratus (golden hamster)
Lineage: Eukaryota; Metazoa; Chordata; Mammalia; Rodentia; Cricetidae
Gene: Glt1d1
Product: glycosyltransferase 1 domain containing 1
Exons: 12
Coding region: 195-1235 (346 amino acids)
Molecular function (GO): glycosyltransferase activity
Source: RefSeq, a predicted model, not a curated record
UCUCUUUCGUUCCCUCUCCUUUCCUCCCCUCCCCUCCCCUCCUUUCCCUUCCCUACUCUAUCUUUCCCCCUUUCCUUCCCCCUUACCCUCCCAGUUCCUGAACCUGCAGCUCCGCCUGGGAGCGGAGGGAGGGGCUGAGUCCAUUUGGACUCCAGGCCCUGGGGCCUGGUGGCUCAGUCCUUGGCGGUAGCGACAUGCGACUCCUGUUCCUGGCGGUGCUGCGGCCACACACUGGCAAUGCGGUCACGGCCGAGCGCUUGCGGGACCACCUGGAAGCUGCGGGCCACAUGUGCGUUCUGAGAGAUGCCUUUGACUUUGAAAGCCCAUCUGACAUUGCCAACCUCAUCACGGCUGAGAACCUGGAAGCAGCCCUAGCCCUUCACCUCUACCGAGGAGGUAGACUACUACAAGGUCAUGGCAUUCCUUUUGGGGUCAUCUUUGGUGGAACUGACUUAAAUGAAGAUGCCAAUCAUAAAGAAAAAAAUGAAGUCAUGGGGAGAGUCCUAGAGGAAGCCAGGUUCGCCGUGGCUUUCACAGAGGCAAUGAAGGACACAGCGCAGGUGCAGUGGCCACAUGCUAAGGGAAAGAUCUUUGUCCAGAGUCAAGGAAUCGCAACGAUACCAAAUGCCAACUUUAACUGGAACACCUUCCUCCAGCAAUCAGAGAUUGACCAAAACCCAGACAACCUGUAUGUGUUCCUUAUAAUAUGUGGACUCAGGCCAGUGAAGGACCCUCUGUACUUGGUAGAUGCAUUUUCAGAAUGGCAUCAAGAAGAGCCCAGUGUUUACAUGGUGAUUGUAGGCCCUGAGGUAGACCCAGUGUUUACAAGGGAAGUGAAAGACCGGGUGAGGAGGGCUGCAGGGGUGCGUCUGGUCCGGGAGAUGUGCCAGGAAGACCUACAUGCAGUGGUGAAGAGCUGCUUCGCUCUGGUCAACAGCUCAGUCUCUGAGGGCAUGUCAGCCGCCAUCCUGGAGGCAAUGGAUUUGGAAGUUCCCGUGCUGGCUAGGAACAUCCCUGGGAACUCGGCCGUGGUGGAGCACGGAGUCACAGGACUGCUCUUUUCAAACCCUCAGGAGUUCAUUCAGUUGGCAAAGAGACUGCUUAGUGAUCCUGCGUUGGAGAAGGAAAUCGUGACCAAUGGAAGAGAGUACGUGAGGACACACCAUUCCUGGCAGGUGGAGAGAGACACCUACCAGCGCCUCAUCAGGAAGCUGGAGGCGAGCUUGGAGGAUUAAAUGCUGGAAGUCUGUGCUCGCCACUUCUGUCCCAACAACUGUCUGGUGCUCAGCUCUGGGCAGAUGCCAAAAGAUGGGACCUAGUUCUGGACCACUGAAAUCCAAGAGUCUCCAGGAACACAUCCACCCUCAACUCCCCAGUGUGGUAGACAGUUCCAAAAGUGCUUACAGCUCAGUUCUGGAUGGGCUUAUAGCUCACUCCUGAAUGUGCUUAGGGCUCAGUCCCAGAUGUGCUUGCCACUUGGCCCAGGUGACCCAGGUGCAUCUCGGGGGGCCUCUGGGGGAGGGCUCCAAGAACUGCUUACAUAACGUAUGGAGGCUCCUUUUUACGCAACCACAGUGCAGACCCUUCUCCUGCCUUCAGAGUGACCUUUGCCCAUCAUCGCCAGUCCACAAAGAAGAAACAAAAAGGUCAGGACUGUCAACCGAGUAGAACUGGCAACAUUUUUUAUAAGAUCUUGACCUGCAGCCCAUCAAGGGGUCCUGAUGAGCAUGUGGGGGCCCCGGCUGCGGCUGGCGUGUAAAUAAUCUCUGGAGAAGCUAAGAAUGGGUUCUAUCAGAACAUGUCCCUCUUUGCUGGUGCACCCUGAGGCAUGCUUUCCAAAAGAGGUCUGCAGGUCCCACCCACCUGUAUUGUGUCACAGAGAGCCUAGACGAUGAUUGGAUGGCCCCCAUGACAGAGCCUGGGACCCUGAGUUCAAUGUGGACGUUCUUUCCUCUUAUUGCUAGGGAAUUGAGGGCAGGUGUUGACCAAGUCACAAGACUCCAAUGGUGGGACCCAAGACUGUGACAGGAGGUCACUGGGGUAUGGGGAGGUCAGUGAGGUAAGGGGAGGUCAACCCGAGGGCCUUCCGGCAGGAUCUCCUUACACCAGCACACUGUGCAUUCAGCGCCCUCUUGAUGAAUUCCAGUGAGGCUGUGUUGCUGUAAGCAGGGUCACCUGUGCUAAAGCAAGCAGCUUGGAUGCGAAGAGAAGAAAAAAAAUGCAGACAAGAGACACACAUCAGGCUCUGGAGGGAAGUGAAGAGGACUCAGCACCCAUAAUGUCCUUGCUGCAACUCUGAAGGCACGUCCUGGGCCUUUGCUUCCUACAAGCGAACAGAGAGGGGGGGAGGGGGAGAGAGGGAGAGACGGAGAGAGGAAGGAAGGAAGGAAGGAAGGAAGAAAGAAAGAAAGAAAGAAAGAAAGAAAGAAAAAGAAAGAAAAGCCAGCGGCAACAUCUAAUUUUAAGAGAAGCAGGCUAGAAGGUAAACUUUGGAAACCAGUGCUUCAGGGAUAAGACCAGGGCCCCACUCCAUAGGACACAGUCAGGCUUUCCGUUUUCGUACCUCAGAUCCUGCACAGUCACUUUCACGAAGGCUCCCGCAGAGGCAGCGGCAAUCCCGCAGUCCUUAUGCACCUAGCAUCUCGAGGCCAGCUGAGCCACCUGCUCACUUCCUUGGCCCCUGGCUUGAGCUGGGGUCUUAUUCUCUGGGCACAAGGAGAGGGAGGAAGUAAUGGAGCCUGAAUCCCGAGGGCAGUUCCUCUGAGCCCAGAGUUCAGACCGACCCCAGGAGAGGCGUGCAGAGGUCGGUGUCAUUGUUUACAAAGUGGGAUGCUCUGGAAUGCGCACUUCUCCCUUGCCCAGGGUUGACAUCACUGCCCGACCUCCACCAUGCCAGCAUCACUAAGCUACACCUUCUGCGAUGAGCACUUUUGGGAAGGGAGAGUUCUUAAUGAAUAAAGCAUGUCACCAUCAGCCAUA